AUGCUCACUUUUUAUAAUGUCUGCUCAAUACCCAGCUCCUUUCAGCUCAUGGGCAUCCCAGGACUGGAGUCUCUGCACAUCUGGCUCUCCAUCCCCUUUGGUUCCAUGUACUUGGUGGCUGUGGUGGGGAAUGUCACCAUCCUGGCUGUGGUAAGGGUAGAACGCAGCCUGCACCAGCCCAUGUACUUCUUCCUGUGCAUGUUGGCUGUCAUUGACCUGGUUCUGUCUACUUCCACUAUGCCCAAACUUUUGGGAAUCUUCUGGUUUGGUGCUGGUGGCAUUAGUCUGGAUGCCUGCUUGGGCCAAAUGUUCCUUAUCCACUGCUUUGCCACUGUUGAGUCGGGCAUCUUCCUUGCCAUGGCUUUUGAUCGCUAUGUAGCCAUCUGUGACCCACUCCAUCAUACCACGGUGCUCACUCACACUGUGGUGGGUCAUUUGGGGCUGGCUGCCCUCCUUCGGGGAGUAAUCUACAUUGGACCUCUGCCUUUGAUGAUCCGCCUGCGGCUGCCCCUUUACAAAACCCAUGUCAUCUCCCAUUCCUACUGUGAGCACAUGGCUGUGGUCAGCUUGACUUGUGGUGAUAGCAGGGUCAACAAUGUCUAUGGGCUGAGCAUUGGAUUUCUGGUGCUUAUCCUGGACUCAAUGGCUAUUGCUGCCUCCUAUGUGAUGAUUUUCAGGGCCGUGAUGGGGUUGGCCACCCCUGAGGCCAGGCUUAAAGCCCUGGGGACAUGUGGUUCUCACGUCUGUGCCAUCCUGAUCUUUUAUGUGCCCAUUGCUGUUUCUUCCCUCAUUCACCGAUUUGGUCACCAUGUGCCUCCUCCAAUCCACAUGCUGCUGGCCAACUUUUAUCUCCUCAUUCCUCCAGUCCUCAAUCCCACUGUCUAUGCUGUCCGCACCAAGCAGAUCCGAGAAAGGAUUCUCCAGAUCCUGAAAAUAGAAGCUAAGAUCGGAUGA
Molecule: messenger RNA, 954 nt
Organism: Galeopterus variegatus (Sunda flying lemur)
Lineage: Eukaryota; Metazoa; Chordata; Mammalia; Dermoptera; Cynocephalidae
Product: olfactory receptor 52M1
Exons: 1
Coding region: 1-954 (317 amino acids)
Biological process (GO): G protein-coupled receptor signaling pathway
Cellular component (GO): membrane
Molecular function (GO): G protein-coupled receptor activity; olfactory receptor activity
Source: RefSeq, a predicted model, not a curated record